This is a messenger RNA of Hydractinia symbiolongicarpus, 3080 nucleotides long. Its product is annotated as formin-binding protein 4-like. The transcript is spliced from 18 exons. Lineage: Eukaryota; Metazoa; Cnidaria; Hydrozoa; Anthoathecata; Hydractiniidae. The coding region runs from base 157 to 2814 and encodes 885 amino acids. Gene Ontology annotation, molecular function: protein binding. The record is from RefSeq and is a predicted model, not a curated record.
AAGAAAGAUGGCGGUAAAGUUUCAUAGAGGGAAGAAAGGAAAAUGAGACUGUUUUCUUUUCCUUCGUUGUUCGCAUUAGAAAUAAACAUCUAAAUUGGUGUGAACAACGUGAAUUUGGUUACAGAAAGGUGAUUUUAUCACACAUUUAAAAAUAUCAUGGGAAAACGUAACAACAGAGAUGCAACUGUGGGUCGUCGCCGUCCCAUGAUUCAACUGGGAGGAAGUACUCAAAAAACGGGUGUGGGAUCUGUAUCUCGUAGUGCAAAGAAAGAGGAUGAAACAGUAAAAAUUGAAAAGAAUGACAAUCAAACCAAUGACCACAUUGACAGCCAACUUGCAGGAUUUUUAGCGGAAAUUAACUCUUUGGACACAACUUCUGAAGAUAGUAGCUCAAAGACAACGGAAAUUGAACAGCCAGUUGAGAAUAACACAAAUUUGAUAUAUGAUCCUGUUAAUUUUGAUCCAGCAACGCAGAGUCAUUUGCUACCAGCUCCUUGGCAAGCUUGUUACGAUGAAAGUACAGCAUAUUAUUAUUAUUGGAAUACAGAAACAAAUGAAGUCCAAUGGUAUCCACCUGUGUUUACUGUAUCCACUGUGCCACCCCCACCUCCACCCGAAAUGCAAGAUAAUACGCUAGAACUACAACCACAAAAAAUUGGAAAUAAUUCUGAAAAUAAUGAAAUUUUAAGUAACAAACCUAAUAAUGAUGAUGUAAAACUCAACAGUGCAGCAAAUGUAAAAUCAGUAAGAACAUUGGAUAUUGAGGACAGUAAUAAUGUUACCAGUCAGAUAAGUACAAAUCAACAAAUAGAUAUUUCUUCAGAAAAUGAAACAAAGAAACAAACCAGUAAGGAUGAAGACCGAAUGUUAAUGAAUCAAAUAAAAGAAAAAAUAAGGAGAAAAAAAGAAGAAAAGAUGCUUAAAGAGAAAGAAGAGCAGGAAAAAGCAGCAAAGGAAUUAGAAGAGAUAAAAGCAAAAGAAAAAGAAGAUUUGCUACGGGAAAAACUAAUUAAGAAGAAAUUAGAACGUGAAAAGACUGUAAGUCCUGAAAUAAAAGAUGAGACUGAAACAGUGAUUGAACAUGAAGUGAGCCUGGUGGCUAAUAAAAGCACCAUAAAUGAUGAAGGGUUUGCAUUAGAUAUAUUUGCAAGUGAAGAUGCAAAUGCUAGUGACAAAACUGAAAAAACAGAAAAAAUAGAAAAAGAUACUAAAAUGGCUGAGAUUGUUGAUAGCAUAGAGAAUCAAAGUGAAAUUGAACAGCCUCAACCUCCGGAGAAGCUUAGUGAUAGAGAGACAACACCCCAAAAAGAGACAGAAAAAUCAAGUGGCGAAGUUGUGACCAAAGAGCCUAAGGUUGGUUGGCGAAUUAUUGAUGCUGUUUAUGAUGAUGCCGAAGAUGAUGAUAAUGACAAAGAUAGUGAGACAAAUGAGGGUGAUGGGAAUAAUUCUGAAAUGGAAAUUGAGAAAUCAGAAGGAAAUGCUAAGUUGGUAGUAGAAAUUGAUGACUAUGCAGAAAUGCUACUUGAAGGAGCCAUUGGUACCAAAGAAGAUACAGAACCUAGUGUUCCACCAGUUAUACCACCCCCACCUCCUGAUCAUGAUGUUCGACCACCAUUACCACUGGAAGACGAGCCAUUACCAGAACUUCCUAAAGUAUCUGCAGAAGAGGAAGAAAGUUUACGGAAAGAGAUUGGUACAUCGUCCACAGAAAUAUUUGAGAAGUUGGACUUUCUUGGAAUAAACAACAAAGAUUUGAGGAAUUUGCAGAUACAUUUUAUUGAACUUGAGACACGCAUGAAAGACUGGCAAGCUGGUGCUUUGGAUAGUAAAUAUUUAGUUGCUCGACUACACGACCUAAACAUGCAGAUUUUGAAACACGAAGAAACAGCUGCACCUGCAGGCUGGCUUUGCCAUUGGAGUAGUAACUUCAAAAUGUAUUAUUAUCACAAUACGUUGACGGGGGAAUCACAGUGGGAGUAUCCUGAAGUGUCAACGCAAGUAUCAAUGCAACCCUCGCAAAUGAGCUAUGCAGCAUCCUACAUGCAAGCUGCCAUGGUUGCACCUAUGAUAAACCCAAUGGCAAUGGCUUAUAUGGACCCUACACAAGUUAUGCCUGCUGCUGUUGAUAAGUCCUUAGCUAUAUCAGCAAGUGCGGCAUCUCUUGUAUCACCGGCACAUGGUUUCAGUCGAGAACCCAUACCAAAGGAGAGUAAGAAAAGAACAGCAUCAUCUGAACAAGAAAAAGUCUCAGAUCCAUACACUGACCCGUACAGAAUCGCGAAGAAAAAGAAGAAGGAGUCUUCACAAGAACCUGAAAGUUCACAAAAUGUGGCUAAUAUUUCUGGAACAGCCAGUCCUGUACCAAAAAGCAUAAUUGCAGCUGCUCCUUUGAUAAGAGAUUCAUCACGUGAAACGAGUCCUUCUACGUAUGCAACACCUCCACGAGUUCCAGUCGAUGAGGGCGUGGCAUCACCUUUACCACCCAUCAAAAGGAAUAGCUCAUCAUCGUCUAAUUUGAGCGCAAAGGCGAAAAUGAAAAAGAAAAAGAAAGUUGACACUGUUGGCCUACCUUCGAAGAAGUUAAAACAUGUUUCAUCUCUCGUUCAAAAGUGGCAAACGGUAAAACAAAAAGUGGAAGAAGAAGAAAAUAUAGAAGAAGAAUCCGAAGAUGAAGACUUUGAAACUCAGUCAGAACGAAGAAUAGCUGAAUGGAAGAAAGACUUGGAAGCGAGCGGUAAGAUGGAACACAAUCCAAACUUUAUGGAAAUUCAAGGGAACUGGAGAGAGCGAUUGAAGAGGAAGACGACAACGUAACAGGGUUUGAUAGGUGCAUACGAAAGUAAACCUAUGGUCUUCAUGAGAAAAAUGCCGAAUCAUCAAAAUGGUACUCUUGUCAAGAGUUCUCCGUUGUAAGAUCGCGAAAGACGUCUUUUAGAGAUGUGUCGAGAUUUUCAAGAAUAAAGGUUGGAUACAACAACUGAUAUCAUGAGCAAAAUAUAUUUGACAAUAGAUUAUCAUCUUGUCUAGCUAAAUAGAUUUCAAUUCUUUUUUUCGAAGAAAUGUUUUAUAUUUUAUUAAAA